AUGCCGGCCAAGAGAAAGCUCUCCGAUGCUGACCCUCCACCAGCCGUCCCGCCCUCGCUGCCGCCCUCGGUCGAGGAGGCCUACCGCCGCAAAUGCGUCCAGCUCAAGAACCGCACAAACGAGGUCGAGGACGCAAACGACGCCGCCCGCCUGCGCCUCGCCCGGAUAAAACGCCAGGUCGAGAAGCUCAGGAUAGAGAGGGCCUUUCUGCUCGAGCAGCUGGCCAAGCGCACCAGCGCAAACGUCGAGGACUCCGAGGGCAGCCCGAGCCCGCCUCCCACACCCAAGGAUAAGCCUCUGCGCAUCAAGAGGGGUCAUCGCAAAUCCGCCGCCAACGACCCCGACCCAAAGGCCGGCACCGCCAACUCGUCCAAAGACCCCGGCUCGCCCGCGUCCGAGUCCCAGUCCCAACGACCCGAGAGCCAGCCCAAGGCCGGCAAGGUGGCCUCGGCUAACGGCGUGUCCAAGUCGUCGGGCCCGGCGACCAGCGCCUUUGAGCUCUACUGCCGGGACGUGCGGCCAGUCCUUGAGGCGAAAAAUGGGUCGGGAGACGUCAACGUCGACGAGGAGCUCGCACGCGGGUGGGAGGAGCUGCCAGAGGCCGACAAGGACGAAUUACGGGCCAAGCUGGACGAGCAGGCCAAGGAGCACCGCGACAAGGGCAGCAAAGAACCCGAAGAGUCCAGCAAAAAGGAACGCAAGUCGUCGGGCGGCAGUGCCAAGCCCGAGCCGCAAGACGACGACGUCGAGAUGAUUCAGUACGACACCGAAGACCAAGAGACGCAGAUGGACAAAGACGGCGAGGAUUAG
Hirsutella rhossiliensis is the source of this 810-nucleotide messenger RNA. RefSeq names its product High mobility group, HMG1/HMG2. The transcript has 2 exons. NCBI's taxonomy places the organism in Eukaryota, Fungi, Ascomycota, Sordariomycetes, Hypocreales, Ophiocordycipitaceae. The record is from RefSeq and is a predicted model, not a curated record. Bases 1 to 810 code for a protein of 269 amino acids.